AUGUCUACUGUACUUAAACGUCAACCAUCGACUUCAUCAAGUGAGGAUAAUGAUGAUGAUGGUGUUGAUUGUCCAUUAAGUGGUGCAGAAGCAUUAGCGGCAUGUAAACAAUUUGCUUCAGUAACAAAUACAGAUACAGGUUUAGCUAUGAUGAUGUUACAAAAUAAUGGAUGGGAUCUAGAACGUGCUAUAAAUGCUUAUCAAGAUUUAACAAAUGAUAAAUCAACAUCGAAAAAUCGAAAUCAACCAUCUAAAUUAGAUUUAAAACGAAUAAAAUCUGAAGAAACUACAGUUGUAACAGAAUCGAAAGAUGAUAAAACAAAAGUUCAAACACAUUUUAAAUUACUUUCAUGGAAUAUUGAUGGACUUGAUGAACAAGAAAAUACAAUUGAAAUACGAACACGAGGAGUUAUUGAUGUUAUUAAACGAGAAGAACCAGAUGCUGUAUUUCUUCAAGAAGUUAUUCCAAAAGCAUUUGAUUUAAUUCGUAAUCUUUUACCUGAAUAUGAUUCAUAUGCUGGAAAUACUCAAGGUUAUUUUGUCGUUAUUUUAACUCGUCGUGAAUUAUUUAAAGUACAAAAUAUCGAUAUUAUAACAUAUCCAGGAACAAACAUGGAAAGAAAUUUACUUAUAGCUCAUACAAUAUAUAAAAAUUCAAUUGAAAUUGAUUUAAUGACAUCUCAUCAUGAAAGUGGUACAGAAGAGAUAGCAAGUAAAGAACGUAUUGAACAAUUAAAAUUAUGUUUUAAAUAUAUGCUUGAUUCACCAUCAAAUCGAAUUGUUUUAUUUGGUGGUGAUUUGAAUAUACGUGAAAAAGAGCUUCAAAAAGCAGGUAAUAUACCAUUAGGUAUUAUUGAUCUUUGGAUUGAAACAGGUAAACGGAAAGAAUGUGCAUAUACAUGGGAUAUGAAUCGAAAUACAAAUGUUUAUUAUCCAUCGAAUAAUUAUCGACCUCGAGCACGUUUUGAUCGUCUUUAUUAUCGUCCAUCAAAACAAAAUACAAUACAAUUUAAACCAACUUAUUUUGAACUUGAAGGUCUUGAAAAAUUACCAUCAAUAAAACGUUAUUGUUCGGAUCAUUGGGCUAUUCAAGCAUAUUUUGAUAUAUAA
Molecule: messenger RNA, 1110 nt
Organism: Rotaria sordida
Lineage: Eukaryota; Metazoa; Rotifera; Eurotatoria; Philodinida; Philodinidae
Source: the annotation of a GenBank genome assembly